Messenger RNA from Phytophthora sojae, 1212 nucleotides. RefSeq lists its product as hypothetical. NCBI's taxonomy places the organism in Eukaryota, Oomycota, Peronosporomycetes, Peronosporales, Peronosporaceae. The coding region runs from base 1 to 1014 and encodes 337 amino acids. The transcript is spliced from 4 exons. The record is from RefSeq and is a predicted model, not a curated record. Gene Ontology annotation, molecular function: protein binding; mRNA binding.
AUGGAGCAGGCGCUGCAGCUGCCGAGACUCCACCUGCCCACGUUCGCGGUGCAGCCCAAGUUCCUGGACCCCAUCGACCCGCCCACGGUGCCGUUCCCGCCGCCGACAUGGUGCAUGCAUAAGCCCCCGAGGUCGAUUUCACUCCUGGACGUGUACAAGGAGCACGUGCUCAUUGCCACGCACACUGUGGACCAGAAGGCGUUUUACCUCAUUGGCCGCAACGCUGCGGUUUGUGAUAUUGUAUUGAGCCAUUGCUCCAUCUCAAGGCUGCAUGCUACGAUCGUGCAUCAUGAAAAGGGAGCCACGUACCUGGUGGACCUUGGAUCGGCUCACGGAACGUUCGUGGAUGGUUUGAGGCUCACCGCGCUGCAGCCGACCCUGGUGGUGCACGGAUCAGUGCUCAAGUUUGGGGGCUCCUCACGCACAUACACGUUCAAGUCAUUCGACUCGCGCGAGCAGAUUGCGGAGAUUAUCAGCAACCGCGUGGGGCUGCCGGCGGAUGAAUUGCGUCUACAGCAGAACACGAUGCUCAACUCGCAGAUCACGCACAGAUUGGAGCUUUCACCUUCCCGGAGGAGCCUGCCCCCGAUGUUCCCGAUGGCUCCCGUGGGGAACGUUCCGGAGCUUCACCUUCAGCCGCAGGCUCCGGACCAGGACGCGCUCAUGCUGCCUCCCGAGUGCGACCGAAGAGGCAGUGCCGAUGGCGUUCAGCUCAUUGGACUCGUGGGCAUCGGCCCCGUCAGGAAGCGCUCGCGUGGACAGUCAGGGAACUCACAGGCUUCUGGUUCGUCGGACCAGAGCGGCAGCACAGCAGACCUCAGCGUGUACCUGGACGACCCGGCAGACGAACAGCAGGGAGAGCCCAAGCGCGUUCACUUCUGUGGCCAGCCGCCAGAAAUCAUCCCGGACCCGCUGAACGACGCCGCAGGAAUGGAGGAGCCGACCGACAUUGAGACGGACGCCGUGCGUGUGCGCGAGGAGCUGCGAAGGACAGAGCUGGCCAACAGCGAUUGAAUCCUAUGCUGUGCCUCUGAGGGAGGCUUACAGGACCCCACAAACAGACCGAGUACGUGCAAACGCAAACGCUCGGAUACCUGUGACUUACCGAGGAAGGUGCAGCGUGUGAACAAGGGCGCACACAGGACGUCGACAGGUGGGCGAGAGACCUCAAUGCGCUCAAGUGUGUCAGUGGUGGGCGCAGAUUCGUGACCC